Messenger RNA from Blepharisma stoltei, 2026 nucleotides. The record is from the annotation of a GenBank genome assembly. NCBI's taxonomy places the organism in Eukaryota, Ciliophora, Heterotrichea, Heterotrichida, Blepharismidae.
AUGCCAUUAAUGAAGCGACAACAAAUAAGCGAUCAAGAAAUUCAUUCCAACAAACUUUUUCCAAUAGUCUUAUCUCCAUUACAAUCUCCUACAGGGAACUCAACAUCUCGGAACUCUUGCUAUUCCGUAACAGACUUUUCUAACUUUACUAUACAUACUCGAAGAAGCUCAUUUAUUCCUUUUAUCCAUGAAAGAGGUGACACAGGAAAACUAUUAUCAUUAGAUCCCGAUCCUCCAUGCUUAACAUUAUCUUCCCGUGCCAGCCCAGAACCAGUUUUACUUUCCCACAAAAAAAAGCCUCAGAAGAAAGUUGCAUUUUUAAGCUCUUCAGUCAAAACCUUAGCAAGAACAAAGCGGAAGCGCGUUAAUGUUCCUGAAGUAGGAUAUUAUAAUCCAAAGCCAGCAUAUGAAAUCGGCAGCAAACACAAAAUUUAUUUACCAGAUGUUCCAACCAAGAGAAAUAACCUUGAAUCUCGAAAAGGAUUUUCUACUGAUUAUUUAGACAUGGAUGCAAUACAUGAGCACCUUCAUGGACAUCAUGGAACUCUUAGUAUGGACAAGCGAUUACGAUUAGAUUAGAUAUUUAAAGUGGCAGUGCCCACUCUCAAUAAGGAUCAACUCGACUCUUGGCCUCGCAGGCCAUUCUGUCACUUUAAAUGGCGCACCAUAUGGGCAGACAUUCCUUUAUUUUGUUCAUCGAUUAGACCGUACUUCUCACCCUGCGUGCUGCCGUCUCUCUAUAAGACCCAACUCUUAUGCGUGCUCCACCUGAGAGGGUCACUCUCCUCAGGUGUGAUGAGUGUAGAAACCUUACACCUCUUGAAUGCACUGAGGAGCAGCUCCUCUAGGCUUAUUUAACUAAAGUUGGACAGCUGUUGCUGUGCAUAAAUUCUUUACUCUCCCCCCCCCCCCUCCGUGAGCGAACAAAACCAUUAGAAAAAUCGCCAUUUUUUUGACCCAAAAAACCCACCCUCCGUGAGUGAACAAAAAUUUUUUAAUAGAAAAAAUUUUAAUGGAAAAAAAUUUUGAUAUAUAAGUGAUAAUUAGUAUAAUGAAAUCUAGAGCUAAUUCUGUUUAAUUUUAAACAAAUUGCGUUUUUAAAACAUAAAUUUUGCAAAUUAAAUUAAUAUUUGCUUCCCAAUUUUUGCAAAUUAGGAUUUUUUUAAAUUUCGAAAAAAAUAUUUUUUAUAAAAUUUAUAUAUAAAUUUUUUUUUAAAAAAAAAAAAAUUAACCCCCCUCCGUGAGCGAACAAAAUUUUUUUUGUUCGCUCACGGAGGGGGGGGGGAGUUAGGUAAAACCAAACCCAUAAAUAAAAUAUCUUGAAAACUAAUCUCUCUAAAAAAAUACCAUUUUUGUUUAUCCUUUUUAUGGACAAGCAACUUGCCAGGACUAAAACAAAAGAGGACUUUGACCUUGAAGAAAAACUGCUAACUCCCCCCCCCCCCUCCGUGAGCGAACAAAAAAAAUUUUGUUCGCUCACGGAGGGGGGUUAAUUUUUUUUUUUAAAAAAAAAUUUAUAUAUAAAAUUUUAUAAAAAAUAUUUUUUUCGAAAUUUAAAAAAAUCCUAAUUUGCAAAAAUUGGGAAGCAAAUAUUAAUUUAAUUAAUUUGCAAAAUUUAUGUUUUAAAACGCAAUUUGUUUAAAAUUAAACAGAAUUAGCUCUAGAUUUCAUUAUACUAAUUAUCACUUAUAUAUCAAAAUUUUUUUCCAUUAAAAUUUUUUCUAUUAAAAAAAUUUUUGUUCACUCACGGAGGGUGGGUUUUUGGUCAAAAAAUGGCGAUUUUUCUAAUGGUUUUGUUCGCUCACGGAGGGGGGGGGGGGGAGUAAGGAGCGCAAAAUUAGAGCUUCCUGAUCACUUAAAACAAUUUAAAGGUCUUUAUCAUGUCGGCAAAUUUUCUUCACAAAAAAUCGAUAAUUUUCCGAAAAAUUUUAUGGACGUGGCGAAAGACUUAAAUGAAAAUAUAGCGAAAAGGAUGGAAGAGCUGAAAAAUAUCGGAAAACAAAUGAAAGUUCGUGCUUAUAGAUAA